Triticum turgidum subsp. durum (durum wheat) is the source of this 381-nucleotide messenger RNA. The record is from the annotation of a GenBank genome assembly. NCBI's taxonomy places the organism in Eukaryota, Viridiplantae, Streptophyta, Magnoliopsida, Poales, Poaceae.
AUGGAUGUUGACUACAACCCAACAGGAUGGGAAUUUGUUACAAGCCACUUUUGCAGAUCCAGAUUCACACGUGGAUCUUCAAUUAUAAUGAUGAUCAUAGCAGGGAGAUAUACCAUACUAAGAGCAUGCAAAGUCUGCACACCCCUGAUGGGCAUACUGGUGUUAGUUCAACCAAUAAGCACUGAUGUAGAAAUAUCAAGUUCGGAAGAGCACAAAACAAUAAAACAGUUGAUUAAGGCUUCACUUGUUUGCUCUCAAAAAGAUGCUUUAGAAGAAUCUAUUCAGUUGUUUCUUGAAAAAGUUCUGCAUGUGGCAAAAGAUGCGGUGGCAAAGAUUUCAAAUGAAGCGAACCGAUGCAUAAAUAUUUUGUUGGCAAAAUAA